AUGGGCCUUGGCUUGCAGUCUGCAUUCCAAAUCAUCCCAAAGGUGUUCAGUGAGGUCCAGCUCUGGGCUUUGUGUGGACUAGUCAAGGUUCUACUCCAGACUGAUUACACCAUGGACCUCUCUAUGCACAGGGGCAUUGUCAUGCUGGAACAGAAAGGGGCUCCUUCCCAAACUUUUGCCACAAGAGGAGCUUCUGUCACACUGUCUUUUACCAUGACAAGAUCAGGUGCCUUCAAACUCAGCAUCCUCUUCUUUCUCACCUUCAUCCUGUGUCUACCAGAGUUUUUUCCAAAAAUAUCACAAAUUGAGUUUCUCUGUGAGCCCUUUGACCAUUGCACACCUGAGAAUGAUGCACAGGUGUGUGCUCCAUCUGACCCUCCAUGUGUGACAGAAAUGAUAAAUGCCAGCAGUCAACACACACGUUCUGAAGGCUGGUAUCUGUGUAAGACUGAAAUGGAUCUGCAGCUUCACCACAAUACCUCACAGUCAGAAGAGCAUGUGAUGGUGCUACUGACAAUGAAGGCAGGCAAUCUCUCUGGAUGGAACAUUAGUGAGUUUGCGUUUCUCAACAACACUGAUCUAUACACAGGACCCCAAAACGACCAGAGACUGUUUUAUUGCUACCUCCCACCAGACAACAGCAAAUGUCCAGAUCUGAAAGAUGAGCUGAAGUGUCAAUCAAGCAGCAGCAGUUUCCUCUUGUACUACCAGGAGAACAAUGAAACAGCAAGAUCUGCCGCAUUACCAGUAAUCCAAACAAGAAAAGAUGACCGGUGGUGUGUGAUUACUUCGGUGUGGUUGGCUCUGGUACUGACUGUGGUUGUGGUAACCCUAUUGAGUGUGGGCAACCUGAUCUUUAAGAGCAGAAAACGAAAGUCCCGUUUGGUUGCAUCUGUGCCAGUUUCAGCCCGUGGACAUCAGCUCAAAGAGCUCAGUAAGCAAAAAGAAAAUUUAAUGAGUGCUGUCCUUGCUGUGUCCAUAGCAACGUGCAGCAUAAGUGAAAACCUUCUGAAGGUAGCUGACCUCACAUACAAGAGAAGUUUGUCACCAAUCUAUGAGAUCACAGAGACCUCACUAGAUGAAGAAGAGCAAACUGAAGAUGAGGAAGAUGAGCAAUGUAAUGCCUCUCUCCAACAUCUGGCAGCACAGGGCCACUGUGAACCACCAACUUACCUGCAUCAUAGAAGCAACUUUUCAUGUUCUGGUCAUGAAGAAGAUGGGGAGCUUUAA
Messenger RNA from Sinocyclocheilus anshuiensis, 1230 nucleotides. RefSeq lists its product as uncharacterized. Bases 1 to 1230 code for a protein of 409 amino acids. The transcript has 13 exons. The record is from RefSeq and is a predicted model, not a curated record. NCBI's taxonomy places the organism in Eukaryota, Metazoa, Chordata, Actinopteri, Cypriniformes, Cyprinidae.